AUGCUGGAGCUUCAAAAAGCCUUGUACACCUGUACUAUGACUUUAUUUCACAUUUUCAAAGUAAAGGCCAGUUUUGUCUGUCAUGUCCAGAAAUCUCAAAUUUGUCAGAAGUUUACGCCACAUAUUUCUUACAGAAACUUUGCAAUAGUACCCUCUUCAAAUCCAGAUAUUCAUACAACUGGUCGGUGUACUUUAAUGCCAGAUCAGUCAGUUCCUCGUCAAAUCCCUCUUUCCUCCUCAAUUCGACUACGCGACUGUACUGGUGUUGAACUUCGACAGGAAUUUAUUAAUUUUUUUCAUCGACAUAAGCAUUCAAUUGUAGCACCUGCUUCUGUAUUUCCAAAGCGUCAUGAAGGAAGUUAUUUCAUCAAUGCAGGAUAG
Molecule: messenger RNA, 381 nt
Organism: Trichobilharzia regenti
Lineage: Eukaryota; Metazoa; Platyhelminthes; Trematoda; Strigeidida; Schistosomatidae
Source: the annotation of a GenBank genome assembly